AAAGCAACAGAUCCUUCAUGUUCCCUGAAAAACAACCUCACAUCACAUCUCAUUCGCCUCCAGGAAGACAUCAACGCAAAUUGAUGGAAUAUUCCAAAACACGCGUCGCGCGCAUUUAGUCAUUUAGAUCAUUAUUGGGGUCAACUUCCAUGUUUAGGAAAUGUGUUUUAAAAAAUUGAGGGGGGUCUGGCGGAUUUUGUGAAUUUUCGGAUAAGGAAUAAUGCAACAAUAGGUGAGGACCUUGGGUUAUUACUCCAAAAAAAUUAAUCUAGAAAUAGACUUUCUUUAAAUUGGCACAUUUUGUAGAUUUGAUGUAGAAUAAAACACUCCCAAUAUACCAUAGCAUAAUCUGAAACUACCGUUGAAGGUCGCCAAGUAUCCAUGACUGAACUGUUGAAUCUUUGAAGCCUAUUUUCGGCAACAACUUCUGCUUAUUUAUAGACAUUAUUCAACAAAUAUUUUGACCACAAUAGCCUGCCUAGUCCAGAUAUUAUAUAGAUGUUUUGAGAUUGCAACCUAUAGAUAAGAGUCGUUAGGGGAGUUGUAGCCUUUAUAACAGGGGGUUUUAGUCAAGGGCACUCUCUCUCUGCCUGCCUGCCGCUCGCAUUGGACUUGUUGAAAGCAACAACUGUCCCCGGUACAGUUGGAUAAAUGAGUAGUAUUAUAACAAGGACUGGCAUGAGGAAAAACUCAAUUGUCACCGUGUGAUUCACCGAGAUAUAAUAACUUAAUAACAAAUUAACGGAAUAACCAACCGUCUCUCCAUCUAAAUCUAUGAUUAACUCGGUGUGUGUUUCGUCUUACCGAGGACGCAAAUCAGGCAACAAACCUCCGUCCAAGACAUGCCUGAAGGAAGAGAUGACCAGGGCGGAAGAUUCUGAAAAAAUAAUCAUCAAUGUUGGUGGCACAAGACACGAAACCUACAAAAGCACAAUUAGGACCCUACCGGGGACGCGCCUGGCAUUGUUAGCCGACCCGCCAGAGCCGGUGAACAACCCAGACACGGACUCCCUCCCACCGACUCCCUCCCAACCCAGAUCCAUAUCUCCAUAUCCAACUACAAACGAGUUAUUUUUCGACAGGCACCCUGGCAUAUUCGCUUAUGUGUUGAACUAUUAUAGGACUGGCAAGCUUCAUUGCCCCGCCGAUGUCUGCGGGCCUCUUUUUGAAGAGGAGUUGGCGUUUUGGAUGAUAGAUGAGACCGACGUGGAGCCGUGUUGCUGGAUGACAUACCGGCAGCAUCGGGACGCAGAGGAGGCGCUGGACAUAUUCGAACCACCGGACCCAGAUGACACGGACGAUGAACUACCCAGACGGUUCGGCAUUGAGGACUGCCCGGACAGAUCGAGGGGAUGCUGCGAAGUUUGGCAACCAAAGAUAUGGGCACUCUUUGAGGACCCCUACUCAUCCAGGGCUGCUAGAGGUAUAGCUUUUGCCUCUCUGUUCUUUAUCCUGAUUUCCAUCACUACGUUCUGCCUGGAGACUCACGAGUACUUCAACGACCUGCAGAACCACACGGAACGCGUGGUGGUGGGGAACCACACUGAGGAGGUGAUCUUGGUGAAGGUGGUGACCAAGCCCAUUCUGACCGUGGUGGAGGGUGUUUGUGUGGUCUGGUUCACCUUUGAGUUCUUCGUCCGCAUCGUGUGCUGCCCCGACAAGCUGCUCUUCAUCAAGAACAUGUUAAACGUCAUUGACUUCGUGGCCAUCCUGCCCUUCUACCUGGAGAUGGGCCUCAGCGGCCUGUCCUCCUCUAAAGCAGCCUCCGACAUCCUGGGGUUUCUACGGGUAGUCCGUUUCGUCCGGAUCCUCCGGAUCUUCAAGCUGACCAGGCAUUUCGUCGGUCUGAGGGUUCUCGGCCACACGUUGAGAGCCAGCGUCAACGAGUUCUGCCUGCUUAUCGUUUUUCUGGCGUUGGGCGUCCUCAUCUUCGCCACUAUGAUCUACUACGCAGAGAGGAUAGGGGCCCAACCGGACGACCCCCGCGGCUCUAAACACACCCACUUCAAAAAUAUCCCUAUCUCCUUCUGGUGGGCCGUGGUCACCAUGACCACCCUGGGCUACGGGGACAUGUACCCCAAGACGUGGCUGGGCAUGAUAGUGGGCGCGCUGUGCGCUCUAGCGGGGGUGCUGACCAUCGCCAUGCCCGUGCCUGUUAUAGUAAACAACUUUGGGAUGUACUACUCCCUGGCCAUGGCUAAACAGAAGCUGCCUAAGAAGAAGAAAGCACACAAUCCGAACCCGGACGCUCCCACGGACACGGCCUCGUUCGGGAAGUCUGUCGCUACCACUCCCAGGGACAGUACUCAGAGUGAUACAUGGCCGCUGGCUGCAGAGGAGAAUAUCAACAGGAACCGCUCAGACUCCAAGCAGAACGGAGACGCCAACUUGGCUCUGUCGUCGGAUGAGGGGUGCAGCCUGACCCAGCCGCUGUCACCCAGCGAGAAGUGGAACCUUCGGCACGCCCACGGCGACGGUCGAGAACCCUCCCGGUCGGCCAGGGGGAACAAGAAAAGCAAGAAAGAGGCAACCUGCUUCCUGCUCACCUCCGGAGACUUCUCCUGCUCUGGAGGAGAACACACCAUAGUCACUGAAAGCUGUACAGACAUCCUGGCUGCUACUGGGCUCUAUGCCCAUCCAGAAAUCACCACUCUGACCUGAAGAAGCCAUUUUGGAUUGAUGAAGGACAAGUGGUCGUGAACCAGGGUGCAUGGUGGCAAAGCUUCAGAUUUAGGCCCCUCCCUCCUUCUCUAACUAACAUGAAGGUUCCGGAUCGUUCCGGAAGGUUCCAGAAGAAGAACGCUUGUCUUUCUGUCGAGUACAAAGUAACCAAACUCCGCGGUAGAAUCCUUCUAUCUGAUGCUUUAGAAGAUAUAGUUAUGUAUGUACACACAUCUGUCUGUUUCCAAGCAUUUAGCAUGUAUUGUAUUGCAUGAUCUAGCACUAUAAUAAUGUACCUUGAGAAUAUAACAUCAGUGAAUGUUAAUGUUAAGGGACACAUCUAAAGUUGACGAGUGUAUUGAAUAUCUCCUCUGAUGUUAAUACUUCAAUCAAACAUCAAUAUUUCCAAAUGGUGUUUUCAAGAAAUUGCUACUAUGGCAUUUGCUGAUUCUGUUUUAAAAGUGUUCAAUACACUAUACGAUCAGUUCAUAGUCCUUGUGAAGAACCCUGAGACCAGAAACCAUAUGAUGUUUCAGAAAGAAAAAACAUUGCAGUCUUUCAUCAAGGAAGCAUAAUUGGUAAAUCUUGACUAACUAAAAUACAAAAAAAAAAUGUGUGGACUUGCAUUGUUUAAAAAAAAGUGCCUGUGAACAAAUGACAGUGGGAUUAGAAGUAUGAGUUGUUGCUCCAAGCCGACUGACUCCCAGCAAAAAUAUAGUCCAGCUUUGUUUUGAUUUAAACAUGACGGUAAAUUGCUUCCCGAGUGACGCCGCAUCACAGUGUUGCAGCAUCACUACAGCCUGGGGUUCGCUUUAGUUGGCUCAUCGCGUUUUAGCGACUCCUUGUGGCGGGCCGGGCACCUGCAGGCUGACUUCUGUCCUCAGUAGAACAGUGUUUCCUCCGACACAUUGUUGCGAGCGGGUGUUAAGGAGUGUGGCGGAUGUUAAGAAGUGCGGCUUGGCGGGUCAUGAUUCAGAGGACGCAUGACUCGAGCUUCGCCUCUCCCGAGCCUGUCGGGGAGUUGCGGCAAAGAGACAAGAUUGUAAAGGGGUUAAAAAAUACAACAACAAAAAUGAUUAUAAUAAAAAACCUAACGGUUAAAACAGGUUGGUCUCUGCCUGGUAUCAUGUCAGUCAACAGACAGGCCGUAGUCACUGGCAUGUGACUAUAAAACCUAACGGUUAAAACAGGUUGGUCUCUGCCUGGUCAGUCAACAGACAGGCCGUAGUCACUGGCAUGUGACUAUAAAACCUAACGGUUAAACAGGUUGGUCUCUGCCUGGUCAGUCAACAGACAGGCCGUAGUCACUGGCAUGUGACUAUAAAACCUAACGGUUAAACAGGUUGGUCUCUGCCUGGUCAGUCAACAGACAGGCCGUAGUCACUGGCAUGUGACUAUAAAACCUAACGGUUAAACAGGUUGGUCUCUGCCUGGUAUCAUGUCAGUCAACAGACAGGCCGUAGUCACUGGCAUGUGACUAUAAAAGCUCACAUAACUUUUCUUUCACAAACAAAGUAUCAUGCAAUUCCUAUAGAAAGAUAACUUUUUUUAAAUGUCUGAAAAAUGUAAAUCAUGUAUAUCUAUUACAGUACAGUGCAUGAACAGGUCUGUUUCUGGAAGAAGAGAGUCAACAUGCAGACAGUAGUAGCAAUAGCAGCAUGUGACUAUUAAAGUUUACGCCACUGUUCACAAACAAAGUGUCUUUCAAAUCCUUAAACACAAGAAAAAAAGGAGAAAAACUCAAAUGUCAAAAUGCCUUGAGAGACCAGAUGCAGUCAGAUUAGUAGUCAAGAGGGUAGCAGGAGACUGAAGAAGCUCCUCACACUACUUGUCUUUUCACAAACAAAGUGUCUUGGAAAUCCUUGUAUAAAUUAUAUAUAAAUGAUAUUGUAUU
This is a messenger RNA of Oncorhynchus gorbuscha (pink salmon), 4555 nucleotides long. Its product is annotated as potassium voltage-gated channel subfamily C member 1-like. The record is from RefSeq and is a predicted model, not a curated record. Bases 775 to 2661 code for a protein of 628 amino acids. Gene Ontology annotation, molecular function: protein binding; delayed rectifier potassium channel activity. Gene Ontology annotation, cellular component: voltage-gated potassium channel complex; dendrite membrane; neuronal cell body membrane. Lineage: Eukaryota; Metazoa; Chordata; Actinopteri; Salmoniformes; Salmonidae. The transcript has 5 exons. Gene Ontology annotation, biological process: protein homooligomerization; potassium ion transmembrane transport.